This is a messenger RNA of Linum trigynum, 859 nucleotides long. NCBI's taxonomy places the organism in Eukaryota, Viridiplantae, Streptophyta, Magnoliopsida, Malpighiales, Linaceae. The record is from the annotation of a GenBank genome assembly.
CUCCGUUUCCUCCUUGGACAACAAUUCGGCCAAGCCCACUGCCUUUUUUUCUUAUAAGUACACGCAAACUCGCUUCGAAGAAAAGCCCAAACCACGCACAAUAACAUGACUCUUCACGCCACCGCCGCAACCUCUGUUCCACCAGCCGCCGCCGCCGGCGGCAAUACCAACAACAGCAUCAACAUCCAAUACUCUCCCAAGAUCACCCACGAACAAUUCUGGCUGCGGGUCCAAUCCAUCCCUUCCACAAUCCAAUUCAGGCUCACUCACCCCUCCUCCUCCGAUCCCGCGGCCAUCUCCGUCGCCGACAUCGGAGAAUCGCAGUUUCUCGACGGCGUCGACGACAAGUCGCACGAGGUCGUCUCGCAGCUGCUGAAGUGCUCGCCUCUGGCGGCGCGGAUGGAAUACGAGGAUCGCGAAGCUUUGAUCUGGGAGAUAAUCGACGCGACCUGCGACAUUAUCAUUGACAACGGAGGAGGAGUCGGCAGCGCGAUUAGCAAAAUCUGGAUUGUGAACGUGGAGAUUGAACAAGAACAGAGUGGUGGUAAUAGUGGUUACGAAGACGGAGGAAGAGAAACGCAAAACGGCGCCGGUUUGAAUGGGGUUGAGAAAGAGGCGGACGAGACGGCGUCGUUGUGUCGGUGUGCGAUCUGUUGUAAAGGGAUUCCGGUGACCUGGUCGAAGGAUUAUUGUCCCGAUAAGAAUUGCCCCAGUCGCCGCGUUGAGUUUAACUCCAAUGAAUAAUCUUUCAUUUCUCAUGGUGGGUUAUUAUUAUGGGUUGGAGCCUUGGAGGCAAUGUUAUGUAAUUAAGCCAGCUAUGUUCAGUUUGGGAACUAGAAAAUAAGAUUUGUAAAAGGAU